This is a messenger RNA of Mucor velutinosus, 1152 nucleotides long. RefSeq names its product Carnitine O-acetyltransferase mitochondrial. The record is from RefSeq and is a predicted model, not a curated record. The transcript is spliced from 12 exons. Gene Ontology annotation, cellular component: cytoplasm. Gene Ontology annotation, biological process: signal transduction; protein phosphorylation. Lineage: Eukaryota; Fungi; Mucoromycota; Mucoromycetes; Mucorales; Mucoraceae. Gene Ontology annotation, molecular function: protein kinase activity; ATP binding. Bases 1 to 1152 code for a protein of 383 amino acids.
AUGCUGUUUCAUACAAUACCUAAGCAUAUUGAUCACUCCCUGGAGUACCUGGAAUAUGAUCAACUCAAUGAAAUGUCGUUGGCAGAUAUCAUUGAUAUUUGUAGAGAAAGAAACCUUCCAACUGAAGGCAAGAAAUCACAGCUCAUCAGUGAUUUAUUGUUUUGGCGAGACCAUACUAGACCUAUACCAGCGCCAUCAACGCCUCGUCUUGGCUCUCUGUCAGACCAACAACAAGACAUGAAUUCAUUUCUGUUGCAACAACAUCAAGCAGAGAGAAAACUAUUGAACUCUACAGAGUUUUCGCAGUUGUUUCUGGAUGAUGAUUCAGCGUCCAACUUGUGCAUCCCUUUUUCUGAUUUGAUCUAUGGUAAAAAAAUUGGCAGUGGAGGCUUUAAAGAUUGCUACGAAGGCUAUUACAAAGGGGAAGUCGUGGCUAUUGGAGAACUGCGAUUAACGCAUUUCAGUGAAAUCGACUUGGCAGAAGUGAAACAUGAAAUCAACGUAUUAAAACAGCUGCGACAUGAAAAUGUGAUUAAGUUUAUAGGCGUUUGUACUCAUCCAAGUCAUCUGUGCAUAGUAACUGAAAUCUGUGCAAAAGGCGAUUUAUUCGAUGUGAUUCGCAACUAUCCAAGGCCUAGUUUUGCACAGCAAAUUAUGCACAUGUAUGAUAUUGCGUUGGGUGUAUCUUAUUUACAUACAAGGAGACCGUCUAUCAUACAUCGAGACUUGAAAUCAAUGAAUAUUUUGAUAUCCAAGAACGAUAAAGCCAAAAUCAAUGACUUUGGUCUGGCUCGUAUUAGACCCAAGGCAAACACAUUAAUGCACACACAAUGUGGAACACCAAAUUGGCAAGCACCUGAAUUUUGGUCUUCUAAUCCUAGUUAUUCUGAAAAAGUGGAUGUGUAUGCAUGCGGCUUGAUCUUUUGGGAAAUACUGACUUGGGGCAUGUAUGGAUAUCCUUAUCAAAAUUUAGCUGAGCAUGCUUUGUAUGUUGCCGUCAAAGAUCACGAUAUUCGACCGCCAAUAUCAAAGUUGACAAACCUAUAUCCUCGUAAUCUGUUGGUCCUUAUCAUGGAGAUGUGGGAAACUGAUUCAUCAUUGCGGCCCUCCAUGACACAUGUAGUUGAAAGAUUAUCCACCUAUUUAUUAUAA